AUGGCGUCCGGAUAUGAAGAGAACCCUUUCGUGGAGGCACUACAAUCUGAAGCGCUCAAUGAGCUUCUACAGGACGAUGAGAAACGGUCGCUAGCACAACAGUUUCAGGACAAUUUGCGAACGCUGUCCGAUAUGUUUGUGAACCUGUCGGAUGAAGAGAAGCGUCAGUUUGCGAAAGAUUUUAAGGGCAAGUUUGUGAAAUCCCUCGCACAGUUAAACGAAUUUUCCAAGCAGAAAAAAGUCGUCCAAAGUACGCUUGGGAAGGAUGAAGAAUCGGAUCCGAUUCUGCUAGAAUCGCUUGCCAAAAAAUUGCCCGGUGCGGGAAUAUUUUGGACGGAACAGUUUGAGCCGACACCGUUUGGGUACGGAAUGUUGGCCGGUUUUGUGGCGUUGGUUGUUGCAUUCUUCGGCUACAAGCUGUACCUAUCGCUCACGGAGAAGGAACGCAAGCGCGAGGAAAAGCUAAAGGCAAAGCAGGAAAAGGGUAAAAAGAAGAAAUGAUUCCCUGUCGUUAGCAGUAUCGCAACCGGUACUGGCGAUUCCAGCGAUCGCUCAUCACGUCGAACUCAGCAGCAGCUGGAACCGCCAGUACAGCACAAACAUUCCAGAGGAAAAAGACUUGGCAAGGCCUAGCGA
Anopheles maculipalpis is the source of this 636-nucleotide messenger RNA. RefSeq lists its product as uncharacterized. Bases 1 to 501 code for a protein of 166 amino acids. The transcript is spliced from 2 exons. NCBI's taxonomy places the organism in Eukaryota, Metazoa, Arthropoda, Insecta, Diptera, Culicidae. The record is from RefSeq and is a predicted model, not a curated record.